UAGCGUGUCACGCGUGUGGAAUUCAGUUGAAUCCGCGCGAAAAUACGAAUUCCCGUUGCGGAAUUAGGCCUCUCUCUCUCUCCGAAACUAUAGAAAUUAGGGUUUUGGAAGUACUCUCUCUCUGUCUCACAGAAACGUUAGAAAUUAGGGUUUUUGGGGUUUUGGGAUUAGGCUCUCUCUCUAUCUCUAUCCUGCAAUGGAGUCUCUGAAGAGGAAAACCUUAGAAAAUCACUCUUCUCCAGAAUCCCAUUCUCCACACAAGCUUCAGAAAGAGAACAACGGCUCGUCAAUCCGCACCAGCGAUGAGCCCGUUGCUUGCCUGCACGACGUCUCUUAUCCGGACAGGUACGUCCCACGCCCGAAAUCUGCUGUGAAAAUCAACGGCCCAGAUGCAUCACGGCCUGCGAAGGAAUUCGAGUUCGAGCUUGACCCGUUCCAGUCUGAAUCCAUAAAGUGCCUUGAUAAUGGUGAAUCUGUCAUGGUAUCAGCCCAUACAUCAGCAGGAAAGACCGUUGUAGCACUAUAUGCUAUUGCCAUGUCAUUGCGAGACAAGCAACGGGUGAUCUACACAUCUCCAAUCAAGGCUCUCAGCAACCAAAAAUAUAGAGAAUUCAAAGAAGAGUUCUCAGAUGUCGGUCUGAUGACGGGAGAUGUAACUAUUGAGCCCAAUGCUUCAUGCUUGGUCAUGACAACAGAAAUUUGGCGUAGUAUGCAAUACAAAGGAUCCGAAAUUAUGCGGGAGGUUGCUUGGAUUAUAUUCGAUGAGGUACAUUACAUGCGUGACAGGGAAAGAGGUGUGGUUUGGGAAGAAAGCAUUGUUAUGGCUCCAAAGAACUCACGUUUUGUAUUCCUCUCGGCUACAGUGCCCAAUGCCAAGGAGUUUGCAGAUUGGGUGGCCAAGGUUCACCAGCAGCCCUGCCAUAUUGUUUAUACCGAUUAUCGACCUACGCCACUUCAGCAUUAUAUUUUUCCUUCAGGAGGAGAUGGUCUAUACUUGGUGGUGGAUGAAAAUGGAAUAUUUCGGGAGGAUAGCUUUCAGAAGUCUUUGAAUGCACUUGUUCCGGCUGGUGAAGGAGACAAAAAGCGGGAGAACGGAAAGUGGCAAAAAGGAUUAUUUGCUGGUAAAUCGGGUGAAGAGAGUGAUAUCUUCAAGAUGGUGAAAAUGAUAAUUCAGCGACAAUAUGAUCCAGUGAUACUUUUCAGCUUUAGCAAAAGGGAAUGUGAAUUUCUUGCAAUGCAGAUGGCAAAGAUGGAUCUAAAUGACGACGAUGAAAAAGUUAACAUAGAAAGUAUCUUUUGGAGUGCAAUGGAUCUCCUCUCAGAUGAUGACAAGAAGCUCCCACAGGUGUCAAAUAUGUUACCCUUGUUGAGACGUGGGAUAGGUGUCCACCACUCUGGCCUGCUUCCUAUUUUGAAGGAAGUGAUCGAGAUACUCUUUCAAGAAGGUCUCAUCAAGUGCUUGUUUGCCACAGAAACCUUCAGCAUUGGUUUGAACAUGCCUGCCAAAACUGUGGUGUUUACAAAUGUGCGCAAGUUUGAUGGAGAUAAGUUCAGAUGGUUAUCCAGUGGAGAGUAUAUACAAAUGAGUGGUCGUGCUGGCCGUCGAGGUAUUGAUGCACGUGGAAUUUGCAUCCUCAUGGUUGAUGAGAAGCUGGAGCCAUCGACAGCCAAAAUGAUGUUGAAAGGAAGUGCUGACUGUCUGAACAGUGCUUUCCAUCUAAGCUACAACAUGCUUUUAAAUCAAAUGCGUUGUGAAGAUGGCGACCCAGAGAAUUUGCUUAGGCAUUCAUUUUAUCAGUUUCAAUCUGACCGUGCCCUUCCUGAUCUCGAGAAGCAAGCAAAGGAUCUGGAAGAAGAGAGAGAAUCUAUUGUGAUUGAAGAAGAGGAUAGCUUGAAUGACUAUUACAACCUCUUACAGCAGUACAAAAGUCUGAAGAAGGACGUCCGUGAUAUUGUGUUUUCACCUAGGUACUGUUUACCCUUCUUGCAGCCUGGCAGGUUAGUGUGUAUUCAAUGCCCAAGGAGUGAUGAUAAGACCUCAUCAUUCUCCAUGGAGGACCAGGUUACAUGGGGAGUUAUAAUCAAUUUUGAAAGGGUGAAAGGCCUUGUUGAAGAUGAUGCAAGUAGGAAACCUGAGGAUGCCAAUUAUACGGUUGAUGUUCUUACGAGAUGUGUUGUGGACAAAGAUACAGUUGGGAGGAAAUCAAUUAAGAUUGUUCCUUUAAGAGAGCCUGGGGAGCCUGUGGUUGUUUCCCUGCCAAUAUCUCAGAUUGAUAGCUUGAGCAGUGUCCGCCUGAUAAUUGCAAAGGAUCUUUUGCCUUUGGAAGCUCGAGAAAACACUCUGAAAAAAGUUUCUGAAGUUCUUCAUAGAUUUGCUAAAGAAGGGAUGCCCCUCCUCGAUCCUGAAGAUGAUAUGAAGGUCCAAAGCAAUUCGUACAAAAAAGCUGUUCGGCGGAUGGAGGCUCUGGAGGGCUUGUUCGACAAGCAUGAAGUUGCGAAGUCUCCUCUUAUCCAGCAAAAGCUCAAAGUUUUACACAUGAAGCAAGAGUUGACGGCCAAGAUAAAGUCAAUUAGAAAAGCAAUGCGUUCUUCCACAGCAUUAGCUUUCAAAGAUGAACUUAAAGCACGGAAACGGGUUCUUAGGAGACUAGGAUAUGUUACGAGUGAUGAUGUUGUCGAGUUGAAGGGGAAGGUUGCCUGUGAAAUCAGUAGUGCUGAUGAAUUGACAUUGACAGAGCUUAUGUUUAGUGGGGUGCUGAAGGAUGUCAAUGUGGAGGAGAUGGUGGCUCUUCUUUCAUGUUUUGUGUGGCAGGAGAAGCUGCAAGAUGCUCAGAAACCUAGGGAAGAGCUUGACUUGCUCUUCUCUCAGCUUCAAGAGACGGCAAGGAGGGUUUCCAAGGUUCAACUUGAGUGCAAGGUCCAAAUCGACGUAGAGAAUUUCGUUAAUUCUUUUCGGCCCGACAUCAUGGAAGCUGUGUACGCAUGGGCAAAGGGAUCUAAAUUUUACGAGAUCAUGGAGAUCACACAAGUAUUCGAGGGCAGCUUGAUCAGGGCCAUUAGAAGAUUGGAGGAGGUUCUCCAACAGCUUAUUCAGGCAACGAAAUCCAUCGGGGAAACCCAACUUGAAUCAAAAUUCGAGGAGGCUGUUUCAAGGAUCAAGCGUGACAUUGUCUUCGCUGCAUCUCUAUAUUUGUAGAGGAGUAAAAAAAUAAAAAAGAAGGAAAAAUCUUAUUGAAUCUAGAUUGGUGCUGGGUUAGGAGAUCCCAAUUUUGAUGAAAGAGGAGGAUAUGCUGAGUUGUGUAAUGCGAGUACUAGUAUUACUAUUUAAAAUACCAUUAUCAUCAUCUAAGCCUUGUGCCAAUUAAUAGGGGUUGACUACAUGAAUCCUAUUCCACGAGUGCAGUCUAUCAAGGGCCCCAGACUUUCAGUUAGACCAUAAGUCAUCAUAUCUUUUCUUACUACCUCCUUCCAUGCCCUUUUGGGCCUUUUCCCUUGCCCAUUUAGAGCCUCAACUUGAACCACCUUCUAACUACUGCAGUUCUUGGUAUCCAUUGCCGAUGACUAAAUUAUCAAAUUCUACUUUCGUUUACCUUAUUAUCUAUUGGUGAUACUCCAAUCUCCCUGCAAAACUUAUUCAUUUCUAAUUCUAUCCUUCCUCGUGUAGGAACUCAUCUGCCCAAACAUCCUCAUUUCAGCUGCAGUUAUCUUAUGAAGAUGCAGGGACUGUUUCUUAGAAGUUCAUGGAGUUUCAUGGGCAAUGCUGGGGUAGGUGCGGGACCUUCUUUGGGCACGGCAUGGGGGAGGGGAAAACAAUCCCACUCCAGGUGGCUCUUGACCCUGCCUGCGAUUUGGUGGUCUGUUUGGGGCGCAAGGACUCAAAGACACUUCCGUAACCAGUCGUGGCCUGUUCAGGCAAUGGCGAUGAUUUAAUGUUGUCUGAAUGGUCUGCCUUGUAGUACCCCUUUUGGGUGUGUUUGUUUCCAGCUAGGCUUGGGGAUUCUGGGAUUUUUGUUCUCUUUGUUGUAUUCUUUUGCUGGCAGGUCUUUUUAAUAAAUAUUUAGCACUCAUUAAAAAAAAGGUAAUAUAAUACUAUGCAUGUAGGAUUUAGAAUUACAACAUUCAUCAUUUCGUGUAUAAAUUACAAAUCAGUUUUGAUCC
This is a messenger RNA of Magnolia sinica, 4158 nucleotides long. Its product is annotated as DExH-box ATP-dependent RNA helicase DExH9. Lineage: Eukaryota; Viridiplantae; Streptophyta; Magnoliopsida; Magnoliales; Magnoliaceae. Gene Ontology annotation, molecular function: RNA binding; ATP binding; RNA helicase activity. Bases 197 to 3196 code for a protein of 999 amino acids. The record is from RefSeq and is a predicted model, not a curated record. The transcript is spliced from 14 exons. Gene Ontology annotation, biological process: RNA catabolic process; maturation of 5.8S rRNA. Gene Ontology annotation, cellular component: nucleus.